Molecule: messenger RNA, 1649 nt
Organism: Chara braunii
Lineage: Eukaryota; Viridiplantae; Streptophyta; Charophyceae; Charales; Characeae
Source: the annotation of a GenBank genome assembly
ACCUGAUGGAUGUGGAAGCAAGGUUGGAAGAAGCCCGGGAAUUUCGUAGAGAUGGACAGGGGUAUCGACCACUUAGGGGGGAGGAAGGGGAGUGUCAGCACAGGAGGGACUUGAGAGAAGGGAGGUCAGCAGAGGCUAGCGGCAGGCCGAGGAGAUGGGACGAAAGGGUCCCCGAGGCCGUCACCAGCGCAGGCCUUAGUGGGGCCGAGAUCUGGUAUGGAGGUGCGAGUGUCUGGGCGAGAAGGGGGGAUCGAGGGGUCAAGAGGCCUUCCUGUAAAGUCUCGGUGGGCAGAUUUGUCGGACGCAAGAAUGGGGGGAGCUCGAGAAUUCCCACGAGAAAGGGGGGGGUACCGGCCACCCCGGAGAGAAGAGGAAGGGGGACCAAGUAGAAGGGGCCUUAGAGACGAAAGGCCAGCGGAGGUAGGUAGUAGGCCACGGAGAUGGGCCGUAAGAGAAGCGGAUGCUGCAUGGGGCCCCUAUGAGAUAACGGGCAGAAGUCAGGGGGUGGAGGCCUGGAGAAGCUUAAGGGGGCAGGGCCACACUCGAUGGGAGACGGAUUGGCCGGAAGAGCGGGGCCGCUACGGGGAGGACCCCUGGGAGCCACCAAGACCUCGAGGCCGGGUAGAAGAGCCCGAUCCCUCGUGGUACAAGCCAUACGAUCCGACAAUCGAUGGGCCAAUGGAAGGUCCUUAUUUUCGCCGAUACGACGACCGACGGGUGCCCUAUUACGACGUCAACCUGAGUCUGGAGCCGCUUUUCUUCGACGGACGAGAUGUAACCGGAUUCGUGGAAAAGUGGGAGAGCUAUGCUUACCGUAAAAGAUUCUCCGAAAGAGAGUGGAUGGACUAUUUUAUCCAGCAUUCGGACCCCGAGUUAGACACUGCGAUCCGAGCUAUCUACCCUUCCGACGGGCGAUGGAGGACCUUCAGGGCAAGCCUAUUGCAGACUUUCGUCUGUGAUGAUCUGAUCCCGACCGAGGAAGGCUUGCGACGAAUUACAAGGGGGGAACGGGAGAGUUUGGUGGCCUUCACCCGAAGGUUCAAACGCCUGUCCCAGACCCUAGUGGACAGGGAAGUGUUGUCUGAAGUAGAUAGGUGCGUGAUGUUCAUGCUGCACCUACUCGAGGAGAAGAGGAAAGAGGUCCUUGAAAAGGCCCUAAGGGAUUCCGCCAAUUUCGAGAAAGUCGCGGAGGUGGUUUUCACAGGGGGAGGGGUAGACGUAAGAGAAUACAUGAAAGAGACCUUGGACAUGGCUCUCCGCAACAUGCGAGGGACACGGAAUGAUGGUCCAAGGGGAAGCGAUAGACCGCCCCCUGGUCCCCCUGUUCCCCGGUGGGGAGAAUGACCGACCGGAUGGAGAAACGAAUCAAGUGGCCAAGGAGGUUGGAGGAACGAUCGGGAGAUGGGAGGGAAUCGUGGUUCCGAUUGGGGGAGUUCCCAUUGGAAGGAUGCUAGGGAUGGAAGGUGGGGAGACGCCUCUCAAGCAAGGGUCCCUGGACCGCGACCGGAGGUUAGAGCGCCUCCACCCCCAGCACCACCACCACUGGCUCCGCCUGCGCCCGUAGCGACAACCUCACAAGGGGGUCCUCGCCCCAACAACCCCCAAGCUCGGAGCGGGUGUGUCUACUGCAAUGAAGAAAAUCACAUCAA